This is a messenger RNA of Orbicella faveolata, 2071 nucleotides long. Its product is annotated as lipoamide acyltransferase component of branched-chain alpha-keto acid dehydrogenase complex, mitochondrial-like. Gene Ontology annotation, cellular component: mitochondrion; cytoplasm. The record is from RefSeq and is a predicted model, not a curated record. NCBI's taxonomy places the organism in Eukaryota, Metazoa, Cnidaria, Anthozoa, Scleractinia, Merulinidae. Gene Ontology annotation, molecular function: acetyltransferase activity; lipoic acid binding.
UGGGGAUGUGGAUACUCCACGUGGAGGGAAGUGAUCUUGCUUUUAAAAGGCGUUGUGUUACAAAGAUUUGCCGAGUUUAUAAACUUUAAAAUUGAUUAAUUGACGGUUUUCUGAUUAUCAGUUGUCCGCCGUCCACCCGUCAAAACUUAAUAGACAGCGGUUUUGCUUUUACACGCAGCCGUCCGCAGCCGUGUAAUUGAUUCCACGUGGAUAGAUUUCAAGAUGGCGUCCCGAUUUUCCAUGUUACGAAAUUUGUCGUUUAGGAGAAAUCUGCGCCUUCUUUGCCAACAGAACCGACCAGUCGUCACAAAAGAACGUGCAGUAUGUUCGUGUAUUUCGAUCAAGGAUGCAAAUUUCAAGGAAUUUGUAAAACAAAAACAGAGUUUGCGAUGUUUGCGAACAACACCAGGUGUGAAUGCAGAAGUCCUGCCUUUCAAAUUGUCUGACAUUGGGGAAGGAAUUGCUGAAGUUACCAUUAAAGAAUGGUUUGUGAAGCCAGGUGAUCAUGUCAAUCAGUUUGACAGCAUUUGUGAAGUACAGAGUGACAAGGCAUCAGUAACAAUAACAAGCCGGUUUGAUGGUACCAUUAGAAAACUGUAUUAUGAAGUGGACGACAUUGCCAGAGUCGGCCUGCCUCUGGUGGACAUAGAAAUUGUUGCCCAUGCUGAUGCCAAUGCUGAUGUGGGACCAAGCCCUGCUGAAGAUGUCAUGGCUGCACAACAGAAGCCCAAACCAACACAUGCUAUUGAAGAACCGCUUCCACCCCCACCUCCCUCCCCUCAGUCAUCAACUCCCCAAACAACAGCCUCACCAUCCCCUCCUCAGCAGACCACAGAGAAGGUUCCCAGGAGUGGUGGUAAAGUGCUAGCAGCACCAGCAGUGCGCAAGAUUGCAAUGGAGCAUGAUAUUGCACUGGCUGAUGUUCCAGGAACUGGUAAAGAAGGAAGAAUCCUUAAAGAAGACAUCAUGCGUUACCUUGAAGAAAUGAAAACCAAAACCACCCUAGCCCCUACCCCCACAGUAGAAGCAUCAGCAGCUGCCCCUACUGUCCCACCCACCCCAAUCAGAAGACCGGAGGUGAUGCUCGAAGACAGAACAGAAUCAAUAACAGGAAUCAGGAAAGCUAUGGCUAAAGCUAUGACUGCAUCGCUUGCAAUUCCUCAUUUUGGCUACAAGGAUGAAAUAAUUCUAAAUGAGCUUGUUAGGCUGAGAAAUCGCAGUAAAGAAUCAUUUGUGUCCAGGGGGGUGAAGCUAUCUUUCAUGCCAAUGUUCAUCAAGGCGACAUCAAUGGCUCUGUUACAUUUUCCAAUAUUAAACAGUUCAGUGGAUCUAGACUGUGAGAACAUCACUUUUAAGGGCUCUCACAACAUUGGUGUUGCCAUGGAUACACAACAAGGUUUAUUAGUACCAAAUGUUAGAAAUGUACAAAACAAGUCAAUAUUUGAUAUUGCCAUGGAACUUAACAGACUUCAUCAGCAAGGACUCACUGGUAAAUUAACACCUGAUGAUCUGACAGGAGGGACUUUUACUUUAUCGAAUAUUGGAUCGAUUGGAGGAACAUAUGCCAAACCAGUGAUAAUGCCACCUGAAGUAGCCAUCGGUGCGAUUGGAAGAAUACAGGAAGUCCCAAAGUUUGAUGAGAAUGAUAAUGUAUACAAAGCACACAUAGUGAACAUCAGCUGGUCAGCAGAUCAUAGAGUUAUAGAAGGUGCAACAAUGGCAAGAUUCUCUAAUCUGUGGAAAUCAUACCUGGAGAACCCUGCAUCAAUGCUUAUGGACUUGAGAUAACAUUUUAUGCUGUAACUGGAAGUUACAGAAUUAUGUUUAGGAACAUUCAAAUUGUUUGAAAAAUCUAGUACAUCAUGGCAUCAACAAUUAAUCCGACCAAUGAUUUUUGACAUAUUGUUAGUUGUGCAUGUAACUUAAAGGAAAAUUUGAUCAAGAAUUGGAGGUGUGAAUACAACAAUUUGGCUGUAUUCCCGGAGUCUUGAUCUUCAAAAUUAUGACAUAAAAAUCCUAAGUCAAAUAUGGUCAAGUACGCAUUAUGUACAAAGGUUGGCUUAAGCAACAU